Messenger RNA from Puntigrus tetrazona (Sumatra barb), 6351 nucleotides. It is a transcript of the gene ciita, whose product is annotated as class II, major histocompatibility complex, transactivator. Gene Ontology annotation, biological process: positive regulation of MHC class I biosynthetic process; inflammatory response; positive regulation of MHC class II biosynthetic process. The transcript is spliced from 20 exons. Bases 2801 to 5950 code for a protein of 1049 amino acids. The record is from RefSeq and is a predicted model, not a curated record. Gene Ontology annotation, molecular function: protein binding; ATP binding; ATP hydrolysis activity. Lineage: Eukaryota; Metazoa; Chordata; Actinopteri; Cypriniformes; Cyprinidae.
CAGUUAUAUUGAUGCAUGAUAUCAUUGUCCUGGCAGCAAAUCUCCAGUACGUUUUUUUUUUUUUUAUAAUAUGUAUUUUUCGUGUGUAUUAUAUUAUGAAGUUGUAAAUGUGCUCAUAGUCUGCGAUUUAAAAUUUACUUAAAAUAUUAAUAAAGCAUUAAAAUGGAUAUCACUUUCUCAUGCAUUUCUCAUCUCACAGAGAGCUGCACAUUAUUCAUGAUGUUCUUUCUCACAGACAGUUAUACUGCGUAUGAUGGGCCCUGUUUCAUUGACAUCUUACUGCAGUCUCAGCACAGAUUACAGACUUCAGUGCCAGUUCCGCCAACACAAAAACUAGAUGCAAUGCAUCAAAUGUCUUAGUUAUGAAACCAUUUUUCUAUAAAUAAUUAUUUAAAGAAAAUUGGUUCCACUGUACUCAUGCCAACUGAAAUUUAGCAAUUCAUCAAUCGCUCAUCAGUAGAUCUUCAGCAGUGAAUGGGUGCCGUCAGAACAAGAGUUUAAAUAACUAAUAAAUACAUCACGGUUGGCUCAACUAAUGGCACAGUUUCAUAGUCGGCGUGGCCUAAGACACACUACAAGAUAAUUGGGCAGAUUUCGGGACGAUUUCUCCCCUUUCGACCAUCCUAGCUAAUGUCCCGAUUAUCUUGGUGGUUUUAAAGAUUAUCUUAUAAGAUUUUUCCGUGGUGUGAUGUGUUUUAAGUGACUGAAUCCGCUCAGAAGAACGUCGGAGGCGCCUGAUCGAGAAACACAAAUAUUUAACAUGUUGAUCUGAAAUCCUGUUGUGUGGUGGUGGUGGGGGGACCUCGAAGACGCAUACGAUCUAAAAAUGAUCGUGAAACGAAAUAAUAUCCAAUCGGAAAGCGAAGUGACAGAAGACUGUAGCAUAACAAGCGCGGUCAGGGCGAAGCACAAAAGGACCGGGACGGCGGAGAUUAAGGGUGUACACAAAAUGAAAAUCUGUGUGCGGUUUGCUGUCUUUGUCACACUGCGGCACGCCGCACGCUGUAGGGUCAAAAUGGUUGAAACGGAGACUUUUUUUGUCCUCGUCUUUGUGGUCUCUCGCGUUUUGUAGAUCUUAACCGAUUUUUAAAGUAUUUAAGUGCACCUCUCUGUGAACCCAGGGGAUGAGUUCAUAAGUAAUCCGUGUGAUUUGAGUCAGUCAGUAUAUUUCCAGUGAAGUGAACUCAUCGAGGCGUUUGAACAGUAAGUCCAGUCUCCAUAAUAACACAUCCAUUGAAAGGUUCCUCCUUUACUCCACCUCCAUAUUUGUUUAGGACCUUGGAAACUAUGCUCGAUCCGUGCAUGUUUUUCUCUUGGAUCAGAUGAGAUGGCUUUUUCACUGGAGAGGCAGUGUUGCUUCUGGCUUUAUUUUUAGGUAAACUGUUCCUUUUAACCCUCUGCACAAACUGUAACAUCACUGCAACGGCACUGCAGCAAUACCAGGCCAGCAGUGAACCUCUCAAAACUACGUGUAGAACUGUCCACAUUAGCUGCUCUGUUGGCGCAGCUCACAAACCACAAGUCCGUAACACCGGCUAACAGGAUGCACCUGUAAUCAGAUCUCUCACUCAGAUCAGAGUUGCUGUCUAAGCACGCUGCGUGUCUUGAAGGUUUUGUUUACCUUCUGUGCGAACUGCUGAUGAAAAAGCAGUGUUGGGGUUCAAUCAAAAAUGUGCCACUAAAGCUUGUAGUGGUAGACGCCCUUCCUGGUUUCUGUGGGAAAUUAGCGGAAAUGUAAUGCAAUGACACCAGCAAGGCAAGACGGUUUAUGGCAUUGGCUGUUAAUAGAAAAAAAAGCAAAUCUCAUACCAGUCAUACAGUCUAUGGUACGUGCGCAACAAGGAGGGUGGCAUCAGAGAAAAAAAGAAGUUUUUUUUUUACUUUCUUUCUUCCUGGCUGGUUGGUAACCACUUUACAAAAGCAUAAAUGUAUGCGUUACAUAAAACCAGUCUGUCUUUAAAAAAAAAUAUGGCACAAUAGACAAUGGAAAAUACCUGCCACUCCUGGGUAGUGCAUUUCCGCGUAGCAGUGCUAAACCACUGAACAUUUAGGGGCAUCAUGAACCCAUUUUCUUUGUUUUUUUUUCUUUUGCCAGCUUCUUAAACAAUGUCUUGUUAGAUUAGAUUAGAUUAGAUUAUAAUUUAGCACUACAUGAAUCUAUUGUAGCAUUGAAGAUCUGUUUGUUACUGUAAAAUGUAGGCUGUUGACGUUAACUCAAACUAAUAACUAAAAACGGAAGAAUGGAAUGGGAAAAAAAUAACAAAAAAUGGAAGGUCGCAUUAUGGCAAUUCAGUAAAUAUGAACAUUUUUAAUUUCUUAAAACAUUUUUUAUUUACAGUAUGUUACUGUACGAAUACAUGUAUGCUCUUUCAAAUUUGAAAUAGCCUGCUUAAUAAGAUAUUAUAUGCUUUAUUAUAUAAGAUAGACACAAAUAAUAACAAAAAUAAUAAUAAAACUAAAUAAACAAUUAUAAUAUUACAUGUACUGUGUAAAUAGCCUAUGCCGGUUCGUUAUCUCCAUCAUCCCAAAAAAUGCUAAAUUAUAAAGAUUGCAUAUCCUUUGCUGGAGAACAGAUUUGCUAAAUGCCCGAGGCUUGUAGAGUUAGGCUCCUGCAAAGCCAAACCAACUCCCCUCUCAUACUGAAAGUAAAAGUAAGGUGUAGCCAGUUUGGUUUUUGCCAGACAAUGCCAGAGCCCGUGUAAUCUGAGGACACAUCGAGCGCUUAUUAUACAUUUCUUUUUCUUUUCUUUUUUUUUGCUGCACAACUUUAAUGUGAUGGAUUAACAGUUCUACAGUAAACAUGGAAUAUCUGCGUAAAAAAGAUGCUGAAUCGCAAAAUAUCGUCUCAGACCCAAUGGCUGAACUCUUACCUGAUAAUGUCAUCUUAAAAUAUCUCGAGUCACUUGAGUCCAUUGAAGAGGAUUUCGAUCCCACCAUCCUAGAUAACUUCUCAGGCGACAUAGACAUAAUCUGCACGCCAAAACCAGAAAAUGCUACUUUCCAAAAUGAAGUGCCAGUCAAAAAAGCAAAGGUUGUUGCGGUCAACAGAAAACCUCACAGAAAGCACAACAAAAAAGCAACAAAGUGCCCUGAAAGUCCCCCAAGCGGAAAGACGCCCACUAUCACCCCUGAGAGCUUCCAUUUGAGCACAACCCAAUUUCAGCAUGUAUUACGUAUUCCCUUCAGUCCCCCUCUUCUGCCCCCUAGUGGAGGUUCUCCACUACAAAUCAUCCAGACCAUCGGCCCUUAUACGCCACCUCUAUUUGGCACUGUGGUUCCAACCGGACCUGCAUACGUGAUCGUCUCGCCCCAGUGUGUGAGUCCAGGCGCUCAGAUAAUUCCUCUUUCACCUGCCAUUGGCACCGUGGCCCCACCAGAACUCACUGGUUCUGUACUUCCUGUUGGCUCAUCCUCAGACAGCGCAUGCCAGGGUUCACCAACAGUGGACCCACUCUCCCCUACAAAAGACCUACAAAAAAUCAUUUCCACAUCUCCAAAAACUGAAAAGAAAAUCCGCCCAGAGGCACCAGAAUGCGUUAAGGACUACAUACAUCAGACAAAAUGCUACAUGAGAGAUGUCUGCUGCGCAAUGCGUGGGGGAAUGGGAAUGGAUUCACACUACGUAGAUACGCAUCUGGUCCAGAGGAAACUCCUUAUCAAAUCCGGCAAGAAUGCAAACAAGUGUCUGGAGAAAGAGCUGGUUGUCCUUAGUGAUUCAGAGCGAAAGAAAGCAAAGCUGGACAGAAGCCAAUUGUUUCAUUACAAUGACUCCAAACCGAAACAAUCAAUCGCUCUUCUUGGAAAAGCCGGAGCGGGGAAAACCACGUUCGUUCAGCGUUUAUGCUUGGACUGGGCGAGCGGCAGUCUGUCUCAAUUUCAGUUUGUUUUUUUGCUAAACUGUAAAACUUUAGACCUCACACAAUCAAACUACAGCUUGAAAGGCUUACUGUUGGACUUGUCUAUGUCUCCUCGCUGUGAUGACCCUGAAUCUGUGUUCAAACACAUUCUUUCCUGCCCUGAUGAAGUUCUCAUUGUCUUUGACAGCUUUGAUCACAUUAAAGACUUGGAGGGGCUUCUUCAGUCCCCUGCUAAAUCGCACACAAACACUAAAUACACAAUCAGACAGCUAUUUUCUGGUUUGUUCCAAAAGGAAAUCCUCCCGGGCUGCACGCUUCUCAUUGCCACGAGGCCUAAAGACGUUUUAAAUCAGGUGCUGCGAAAAAUGGACAGCCUUUUGGAGCUUUCUGGCUUCUCUCCUGAAGACAUUGAGUUGUAUACAUCUAAAUAUUUCGGAGACACUUCCCUCCAAGAAAGUGCACUAAAACAGAUUAAGAGUGAUGGAUACAUAUUCAGUUUAUGCUCCAACCCGCUGCUUUGUCGGACUACCUGCUUCCUGCUCGAGCACCAAGAAAGCUGUGAUGAUUUGCCUUCAACCCUCACGGAUUUGUACCAAAGAGCGACAUCAAGGCAUCUGCAGCUAGCUAGCCUUGAAAACGGCGCUUUGUGUAAAAACAGAAAACAGCCGGACAUCCCACAGUUAUGCAAAAUGGCAUGGGAGGGAUUCAAGAAUCAUGACACGUGUGUAAACCCUGCCAGUUCUACAGAGCUGCUGGACUGCGCCCUUAAAAGUGGCAUACUUGCAUCCUACAAAACAUCUGAGGGUCAGGAAAACCACUUUGUGGACCUUUUCUCUCAGAACCUCCUGAGCGCUGUGCACCUGGUGCAGUCUAAACAGGUGAACGAAAAGAUGGUGGUGGCAAACAGCGUAGUCCAUCACAAGAAACGAAAGGUUCAGGGAGAGUCGCAGGACGUGUUGCAGAGGUUUGUCACGGGGCUGGUCUUCCAAAAGCCUCCUGAUGGAAUCAGCAUCCUGGACAGCAGUGUCAACAUAAAAGCCAAAAGAAAGGCCGUUGAAACCCAUCUGGAGAGCAUGAAGCCCAAUGAUUUGGUGCCUGCCAGGUUACUAGAACUGUUUCAUUGUGUUUACGAGACCAGCAGCGCCAAAUUUGCCAAACUGCUUUUGAAGAACCUGCCUGAAAACCUGUCGUUCUAUGGGACGCAGCUUUGCCCAUCGGACGUGUAUGUUAUCUGUCAUCUCCUUCAAUAUGCCAGCGCGUUGAAGCGGACCUUCUCCAUUAACCUGCAAGACACGUGCAUUCCCAUCAGUGGCCUGAAAGAGCUUGUGGGACUUAAAUGCAUCAAAGAAUUCUGGGCUCAUACAGCAGACACCAUUGGCUUGUGGGAGGACUUGGAUCAAAGCAACGAUGAACUGAACCUGAAAAGCGCCAUUGAGAAAUUCACUUUGCACCCAUUCAAGGCAACCGAAGCGUAUCACAUAGACAGCCUGCCUGUCCUUGUCCAAAUUCACAGAGAGAAAAAGCUACCAAUGAGUGAAUUUGUGUCUGCACUGGAUGAAGGUGUGCCAGCCCUCCGGCAUCUUCAGAGACUCGAAUAUGAGCUUGGAGUACAGAACGGUCCUGAACUUUUCCCUAAACUCGUAGAGGUCCUGCCUUCUCUGCAGUCCCUCCAGCAUCUAGACCUUGAGAAAAACCAAAUAGGAGACUCUGGAGCCGAGAAGCUGGCUAGCGUUUUACAUUUUUUGAAAUGUCUGAAAUUGCUAAAUCUGUCUCAAAACCUCAUUGGAGAUGCAGGAGUGGAGAAACUAGCUAAAGCUUUUGCAUCAGUCCCUUCUCUACAGAGCCUCAGCCUUUAUGGAAAUGCAAUUGCUGACACUGGAGCUGAACAUCUGGCCUUAGUUUUACCAGACAUGAAUUUCCUGCAGGACCUGAACGUAGCUUUCAACAAGUUCACAGACCUUGGAGCUACAAAGCUCAGUGCUGCUCUGAAAAACUGCACAGGAAUGAAGUCUCUGGAGCUGUGGAACGACUGCAUUCCAUAUGGAGUUUUUGAACACCUCCGACUUCAAGAUCCUCGGAUACGAUCACUUUGACACGCACAUUUUAAAACGGCAAAGUUUUGUUGUUUUUACAAAAGCAUAAUUCACAAUUUGGCAACCAGGACACUAAACUGCUUUAGACUUUCUCAUUGAAUGACUGAUCAACUGACUUGCACUUUCUGACACUUUUGUGAAUAUACUCUUCCUCAGCACUAAAAGUAUUUUUUACUGUAUUUUUUUUUUUAAAAUAAGCUCAAAUGCUCUGAGCCUGCUUUCCUGAUUGUGACAGUUACAAAUGUCAAAUACAUCAAACGUUUAGCUGCUUCUAUAAUUCAUUGUCAUCUGGAUAAAUUGUAAGUUAAUACUGCUGCUUUGAUUAUCUGUUCAGAUGCAGUUUUCAGGGGCUGAAAAAAUAAAAUACGCACAAUAAAAUUAAACACACCUCUCGCCUCAUC